Molecule: messenger RNA, 1011 nt
Organism: Pyrus x bretschneideri (Chinese white pear)
Lineage: Eukaryota; Viridiplantae; Streptophyta; Magnoliopsida; Rosales; Rosaceae
Product: replication factor C subunit 3-like
Exons: 9
Coding region: 1-1011 (336 amino acids)
Biological process (GO): DNA-templated DNA replication; DNA repair
Cellular component (GO): nucleus; DNA replication factor C complex
Molecular function (GO): DNA clamp loader activity; DNA binding
Source: RefSeq, a predicted model, not a curated record
AUGGCGUAUCUACGGGAAAUAUACGGCGAUGCGAGCUGGGAAAUAUCUCAUGAUUUAAGAUAUUUCCGGGUUCAGGAACAAAGGCCAAUGCAAGUAGUGGUUCCAUUGACAUCCAGUCCUCACCAUGUAGAACUCAAUGUACAACUGGAACCAAAUGCCAGAUAUGCCCUAAUGGGUUUAGUCAAGGAAAUAAACAAUAACAACGAAAUUGCUCAUGAAGUCAGCUCUAUAAAUUCCAAGGCAAAUCAUAGAGGUCAAAAUUCUCUCAACACCCACAAAUCCCUUCCAACACUUUUGAACUAUUUCUCUCAAAACCCCAACAUGUUUUUCCUUUUUGUUCCAGUGAUGGUUCUGUACGGUGUUGACAAAGCAACAGCGCACAUUCAGCAUUUGAUCAAAUGGAUCAUGGACUGUUACUCGGAAUCGUGGAAGCUCAUACUCUGCUGCCAAAAUGACACCCGCGUCAUUGAAUCGGUGAAAAACCGGUGCAUGGUCAUCAAGGUUGAUGCUCCUGCGACUCAUGAAAUUAUGGAAGUUCUUAUUCAGAUAGCCAGCAAGGAGGACUUUGACCUACCUAUGAGCUUUGCUAGUAAGAUUGCAAAUGAAUCAAAGCAGAAUCUGAGAGAAGCAAUCAUGGGUCUUGAAGCAUGCAAAGCACACAACUAUCCUUUUGAAGAUGAACAACCAAUUCCACUUGGAUGGGAAGAGGUGCUGCUUGAACUCGCUUCAGAAAUCCUAGCCGAUCCGUCACCCAAGAGAUUAUUUUUCAUCCGGGGAAAGUUUCAAAAGCUUCUUAUAGAUUUUGUCCAUCCGAAACUGAUUCUACUGAAGCUCGUGGAACAGUUCCUAAAGGGAGUAGCAUCUAGUUCUAAGAGGGAACUCUAUUACUGGCAUGCUUACUACGAGAAAAGACUCCCCGCAGGGGCGAGUGCAUUACUGAAACUAGAAGAAUUUGUGGCCAAGUUCAUGAGCAUACACCGGAAGAGUUCCAACCACCGGGAGUACGUGUAG